AUGAAAGCGUCACGUCUUCUCUUUUUCGGCGUCAAUGCCACAGUCACCGCAAGUCCUAUCCAGCAGCUGGGAGAGUCAUCAAAGGCAGCACAAGUCGUGAAACUCUCCAUCGCCCUGCAGCCGGAAUCCCGCCAGCUCCUUGAGCAAACCAUUUACAAUCUUUCCAGUCCUUCUGGCUCACGUUAUGGGCAGUAUCUUGGCCGUGAAGAAGCCAAAGGCUUGCUUCGUCCUCGAAAAUCUUCCACUGAUGCCGUCAAGGGGUGGUUGUCUCAGGCUGGCAUCCGCAGUGGCCAUAUCUUGAGCGAUGGGCAGUUCAUUCAUGUUCAGACCGACGUCGGUAGUAUCGAGGCUCUCUUUGAGGUCAACUAUAAUGCGACACUUGGCUCGCAGACAGUCUCUGUUUCUUCCUUGCCUCUGAGAAUACAGGGCCAUGUGAUGACUGUCCAAUAUGCGCCUUAUUUGACCAGAGUCCGCACCGAUUGGGAGAGGUGCAAGACUGAAAUCACGCCAGCCUGUUUGAAGAAACUGUACCAUGUUGACAGCUAUCAAGCAAAGGGCGAGGAACGAAAUCUUGUCGGUGUAGCUGGCUUUGACGGUCAAGCUAUCCAAUAUCACGAAUUAGGCGAGUUUCUACACGAGCUUGUGCCUCCUCCUGCCGCUUUCAACGUCUCCGUUGCGUUUGUCAAUGGAGGAACCAAUCCUCAGGGAACGAAUUUCCCGUCGAGCGAGGCCAACCAGGAUGUGCAGUAUGCCGUUGGGAUGGCACACAGCGUACCGGUGCGCUUUUAUGCAACUGGUGGCGAGAACCACGACAUCAUCCCCGACUUGGAUUUAACUGAUCCUACCAACGAAUAUCUCGAACCAUACCUCGAAUUCGCAAACCACCUCCUCAACCUCCCCGACGAGCAACUCCCCAGCGUAAUCUCCAUCUCAUACGGCGCCAACGAGCAGCUCUUCCCCAAGCCCUACGCCCAGCAAGUCUGCGACAUGUUUGGCCAGCUCGGCACCCGCGGCGUCUCCAUCAUCGUGUCUUCCGGCGAUUUCGGCCCCGGAAUGUCAUGCCAGUCCAACGACGGCACGGAGACGACAAAGUAUAUUCCUUCCUUCCCGGCGACGUGUCCGUAUGUGACGAGCGUGGGAUCGACAGAGGGAAUUGGGCCUGAAAGGGCGGCGAAUUUCUCAGCGGGCGGGUUUUCUGAUUACUUUGCGCGUCCGGAGUGGCAGGAUGAGGCUGUGGGGGGGUAUCUCGAGUUGUAUGGGAAUGAGUGGAAGGGGUAUUAUAAUGCUGGCGGGAGGGGGUUUCCUGAUGUGGCUGCGCAGGGGGUGAAUUAUCGGUUUUGGAAUCAUGGCAAGGAGGACUUGACGACGGGGACCAGCGUUUCUACGCCGGUAUUCGCUGCUCUCGUUGCAUUGCUCAAUGACCAUCGAGCCGAAAGGGGACUGCCUCGCAUGGGAUUCUUGAAUCCAUGGAUUUACAGCAUUGGCAAUGGAGCAUUCACAGACAUCACCCAAUCCAAAUCAAUCGGAUGCCAAGGGCAAUCCCUCUCCGGCCUUGCAUCGCCCGUGAUUCCCAACGCUGGCUGGAGCGCUGUCAAGGGAUGGGAUCCAGUGACGGGAUGGGGAACGCCGCUGUUUGAUAAGAUGAUGAGCUUGUCUGGUGGAGGUGUUGACGAGGAGAGUCAUUGAAUGAGAGAUGGAUGGUAUAUAAGAGAUGAUGGGAAUGCAUUAAUGGAAUUUGGCAUAGCGAGCGGCCUUUGAAAAAGCGAGUUUACUCAAGGCUAGAUAUCAACAUUUGAUAUGGAGUUGAUAUUCUCCGUUUAAUAAAACAGUUAGAAAUGAUCUAAUAUGUUUGUAGUAGAACGAGUCUCAAUGCGAGCAGAACGCUCGUCAUUCCUGGUCACGUUGUCACAUAAUUCAAUCUGAACAUAAUAGUUUUGCUGUCAUGGCAUCUAUUUCAACCGCCUUCUAACAGAAAAAGAAAAAAAGUGACUCGCAGCUAUGCAUAGCUGCAUUCUAAAAAUACAACAAAUGAUCUAAGUCUUUCUAAAAUAGAAAAAAAAAAAGACAAAAGAAACGGAGUAUAACAAAUGCAGAAGUUCUAAUCAUCGCCCGCACGCUGAUCUCGCGAACAG
Molecule: messenger RNA, 2132 nt
Organism: Trichoderma atroviride IMI 206040
Lineage: Eukaryota; Fungi; Ascomycota; Sordariomycetes; Hypocreales; Hypocreaceae
Source: RefSeq, a predicted model, not a curated record